Spinacia oleracea (spinach) is the source of this 920-nucleotide messenger RNA. Its product is annotated as glucan endo-1,3-beta-glucosidase 1. The coding region runs from base 282 to 644 and encodes 120 amino acids. NCBI's taxonomy places the organism in Eukaryota, Viridiplantae, Streptophyta, Magnoliopsida, Caryophyllales, Amaranthaceae. The record is from RefSeq and is a predicted model, not a curated record. The transcript has 4 exons.
CCAUCAUGCUGAAGAAUAUGGAAAUUAACUUUGUCUACUUAAAGGAAGCUUCAAUGAAUCUAGCACAUGACAAGAUUUAGUGGGGUGAGUUAGAGAUCCAUUAAAGUGAACAUAGAAACAUACAAAUUAAUCACCUGUAUUAGUGAAGAACGCGAUUAUUAUGGGCAUCUCGAGUGUACUGAUACCCUAAGACCAAAGCUAGUGGUGCUAGAUCCAAGAAAUUCUGCAGCCUGCAGGUGGAUGCUCAACUUGCUCGUGUUGACAUCAAUCUCCCUCAAACCAUGUUGCUUACACAAAGAACUCUGUUUGUUCUGCUUGUAUUGAUAUUAAUCUCCCUCAAAUCUGUGUUGCUGAUAGAAGCACAGCUAGAAGAAUGGUGUAUUGCAGACGAGCAGACGCCUGACAGUGAGCUGCAGAGCGCGCUAGAUUGGGCUUGUGGGAAAGGAGGAGCAGACUGUAGUAAGAUUCAGAAAAAUCAAGCUUGUUUCUUUCCAAACACAGUUAGAGACCACGCUUCGUAUGCCUUCAAUAGCUACUUCCAGAAAUUCAAGCACAGGGGUGGCAACUGCUAUUUCAAAACUGCUGCUUUGAUUACAGGGGUUGAUCCUAGUCAUGGAGGAUGCAAGUACGAUUAUCUCCCUUAAGGUACAGGAUAGACAACAGCAGUCUGAAGAUAUAUGUAUUGGAGCGGAGUUACAAUCCUCAGCAUGCCAUUUGUCCAUUAUGAAAUUAAAAUACGAAUGUUUUUAGGAUUCGAUUAUGACACUAUUGUAUGUAUUCUUCAAUUGUAGAGUUCAUCAAAAUUGAACUGUGCUAGUGUGCUGUGCUAUGCAGGUUUUCCAUUUGCAUGACAUAUGAUACUAAGAAUCAUUUGCACAAAACUGUGACAUACUUGAUCAUUAAUCUUACCAUUUUCCAUA